AUGGGUGCUAAUUUGCUGCUGCUGUUGCUGCUGCUGCUCUGCUGCUCAGGCUAUGGAGGUGGACAGGGAAGCAGCAGGGCAUCAUCUACUGCUGCUGCACCUCCGCAGCAGCAUCAGCAGCAGCUACCUGUAGAGCAGCAGCAAGGGGGUAUUGGCGAUCAGCAGCAGCAGCAGCUAAUGCAGCACCCUCAAGGACACGUAAAGAAGCAGCAGAUGCCACCGCAGCAGCACAUGCAGCAGCAGCAGCAACAACAGCAGCAGCAGCAGCACAUGUACCAUGGCAUGCAGCAAACAGUUCCAGCACAAUCACCACAGAUGGCGCAACCAUUGCCUAUGCAGCAGCGGCAGCUGCAGCUGCAGCAGCAGCUACUGCAGCAGCAACAACUGAUGCAGCAGCAGCAGCUACUGCAGCAGCAGCAGCAGCAACCUGCUGUUGGGGUACACCCUAUGCAGCAACCUUACAUGGUCCCUGGCAUGCAUGACUUGCAGAUGCAGCAACAGCAGCAGCAAUUGCUGCAGCAGCAGCAGCUAAUGCAACAGCAGCAGCUAAUGCAGCAGCAGCACAUCAUGCAGCAGCACCCUGGACAGCAGCAGCAGCAGCUGCUGCAGCCUAAUGCUCAUUCCUUCCCUGCUAUGGGGGGAGUGGUGCCGAUGCAGCAGCAGCAGCAGCCACAGCCGCAGCAGCAGCAACAGCAGCAACCCUCCAAGUCCCGGGUACGGCGAAGUGCUGCAGCAGCAACUCCUGCAGCAGCAGCAACAGAAGGCAGCGAUGCAAGUCAGCAGCAGCACGGCAGCACCACCAGCAGGGCCCCCAAGAAGGCGAGGUCUGUCCGUAGAAAUGCUUAA
This is a messenger RNA of Eimeria maxima, 846 nucleotides long. RefSeq lists its product as hypothetical. Bases 1 to 846 code for a protein of 281 amino acids. NCBI's taxonomy places the organism in Eukaryota, Apicomplexa, Conoidasida, Eucoccidiorida, Eimeriidae. The transcript is spliced from 2 exons. The record is from RefSeq and is a predicted model, not a curated record.